UGUGUGUGUGCGCAGAGCUCUCUGUCUGUAGGGAGUGACAUUGACAUGACGGACAUCCAGACGCUAGCAGUUCCUCUCAGGAAGUCGUGGGAUUCUGCACAGGAAGGGGCGGGCAUUGAGGUGCUGAUGUCGAGCUGCUCGCUGUGCCGCAGCUGUAAUUCUCUGGUGUAUGAUGAGGAGAUCAUGGCCGGCUGGUCGUCUGACGACUCUAAUCUCAACACCACCUGUCCGUUCUGCUCCGCGCCGUUCGUCCCGCUGCUGAACGCAGAGAUCUGUGACCCGGGGCCCGUCUGCAGCGUGGAGCGCAGUAACCUGAGUGCGGAGGAUGAGAUGCAGAAUAUCAUGCGUCCUCCCGCUGCUCCGGACGACACACUGCAGCACCUGUGCAACGGCGUCAGAGAGACGGACUCCAGCUCUGAGACCAGCAGCCAAUCAGAGAGCAGCGUGCCGUCGGUGGGCGGGGCCCCGCAGGUGACGGUGGCGUACCUGAGCCCGCUGGUGCUGCGCAAGGAGAUGGAGAGUCUGCUGGAGAACGAGGGCGAUGCUGUUCUCUCUCAGGUCCAGCUGCUGGACAGUCACUCCAUCCUCUUCUGGAAUCUGGUGUGGUACUUCACUCGCCUCGGCCUGCCCAGUAACCUGCUGCAGCUGCUGCGGACGUCUCCGCUGACCGCACGCCUCGCACAGGGGUCAGAGGGCACGGCGGUGCGCGUGAGGCUGCUGUGGGACACACUGACCCCAGAUACAGAGCAGUGGCCGGCACUCUACAUGCUCUGGAGGAUUCACAGUGGCGUCCCCAUGCGCAGCUACAGCUGGCGGCAUCACAACCAUCCCUUCAACCUCAGCUUCCUGGAGGAAGUGCUACGCUGGAUCGGUCUGAACGAGGUACACAAGGCCAUCGUGCUCUUCCUGGAUACAGUUGCUAAGCAGCCCGGCACUCCGCGGAUACAGAGGAGCCUGUACAGAGAGAUGCUCUUCCUCACGGUGGCCGCCAUGGGCAAAGAUCACGUCGCUUCCUUUGAUAAGCGUUAUAAGGCGGCGUAUGUGCGCUUGAGCAGUUCUCUGGGCCGAGAGGAGUUGAGGAGGAAGAGAGUCCAGCCGCCCAGUCCUAAAGCCGUCGACUGCAGACGCUGCUUCCUGCUGCCGCUGGAGUGCUGAACACACACACACACACUCUGCUCGUCUCGUCUCGUAACGUCGCGUCUCAUCGUCGUCUUCACGCUGCUUGAGGAGGAAAUGCGACACCCAGUCCAAGCACUUCUGCUGGUACGUUGACUGCAGACGCAGCUGUGCAUUAUGGGAACGCGUGACCCUUUCACCAAAACUGCUUCUGUAUCCCACAAUGCCGAGCAAACUGACACCCGCCCCCACCUCGGACGAUUUCAUAGGAUCUAGUGUGUGGCGUCUGGAUUUACCUCGUUUAUUUCUGUUUGUUUGAUUUCAUGGAACUCAAAGAUGAAGAUCCGGUUGUAAAUGCUGGAAGGCAUCAUGGGAGUUUGAGAUAAUUCUGCACUGGACUGACGCUCUGAGCUCCUUCAUGUUUGUGUGAGAUGUUUCCCGACCAGCAGAUCCAUCCUCUCUAUUCUGGACAGGACAGUUACUCCGUAAACUAGUCCGAUUAGGACUAGUUAGUUCCUCUGAACCGUGUUUGUGUGUGUGUGUGAGAGAGAGCAGUGCUGCUGUCCAGCUACAAACACAAACAUGUUUUAUCCAGUCAUUUUAAAGUUUUAUUUUAUCCAGUAAUUUUAAAGGCUUUCUCCUGGAAAAUCAUGACUUCCUGUGAUGCUCUGAUUGGCUGACGUCCAUGUGCUGCUGUCAGGAUCACGUUCAGCUCGUUCACCCACAAACCAUCUGCUUUUAGCAUUGAGAUGUUAUUCUCAUGACCAUCAAACACAUUCACUUCCAAACUCUCACUCGUGUGAAGAACAGAUCAUUUACAGACAGAAAUCAUGGUUCUGUCAUAAUUUCCUCUCAUUCAAACCUGACUUUCUUUCUUCAGUGAAACACACACAAAGAGAUUCUGAGAAAUGUCCCAGUGUUUUCUGUUCAUAUAAUGAAAGUCAGCGGGUCCAGAGUUGUUCGUCUCCCAGCAUUCUUCAAAAUACAUUUACAUUUAUUCAUUUAUCAAAUUAUUCAUUUUCAAAACAUCAGAAGACAUGAGGAGAGGGAAUGAUGGCUAAAUUGUCUCAUUAAAUGCACACAUCAGGGUUGAAUUUGUAGAUUUGAUUUUAUGCUGUUGUCAGUCCUGUCUGAUGAUGAUUUAUUUUUUCCAUAUGCAGUAGGAGUCCAGGAUAUAAUAUAAAACUAUGAAGGAACUAGAUUAAUUCAAUCCAGCUGACUUCCUGUAC
Sinocyclocheilus grahami is the source of this 2345-nucleotide messenger RNA. RefSeq names its product DENN domain-containing protein 4B-like. Gene Ontology annotation, cellular component: cytoplasmic vesicle. Lineage: Eukaryota; Metazoa; Chordata; Actinopteri; Cypriniformes; Cyprinidae. The transcript is spliced from 7 exons. The record is from RefSeq and is a predicted model, not a curated record. Bases 46 to 1155 code for a protein of 369 amino acids. Gene Ontology annotation, biological process: regulation of Rab protein signal transduction.